UUCACUAUAAAGAAACCAACCCUCCGAAAUCAUCGCUGCUUCCCUCCCUUCUCUCUCCGCCGCCGCCAUCUCCGUCUCCGCCGCGCUACUCAUGGACAUCCGCCGGAGGCCAGCAAAGCCUUCCCAACCUCCUCCUCCGCUGCAAUCGGCCUCCAAAUCAUCCUCCGUCGAUCACCACCCCUCGUCCCCAAAAGCCUCCGAUGCCCUACCAUUACCCCUCUAUCUCACCAACGGAAUCUUCUUCACGCUCUUCUUCUCCGUCGCCUACUUCCUCCUCCUCCGCUGGGGCGAUAAGAUCCGCAAUUCCACGCCGCUGCAUAUCCUCACCUUCUCCGAGAUCGCCGCGAUCCUCUGCCUAAUCGCGUCCUUCAUUUACCUCUUAUGCUUCUUCGGAAUCGACUUCGUGCAAUCCUUCAUCUCGAAGCCUGAGGAGCACCAGCAGUUCAUCCUCCACGAGGAUCGGAAGCCGAUUGCGGCGGUGGAGCUUCCGCAGGGAGAUGAGGAAAUCGUAGACGGCGUCGUUUCCGGUGAAAUCCCCUUGCAUUCGCUUGAAUCGAGGCUAGGGGACUGCCUUAGGGCGGCGAGGAUACGGCGGGAGGCGGUGCAGAGGCUGGUGGGGAGGGGAUUGGAAGGUUUGCCCGUGGAAGGAUUCGAUUACGACUCGAUUCUAGGGCAAUGCUGCGAGAUGCCGGUGGGAUACGUGCAGAUUCCGGUGGGGAUCGCGGGGCCGCUGCUGCUGAACGGCGGUGAGUACUCGGUGCCGAUGGCGACGACGGAGGGGUGCCUCGUUGCGAGCACGAACAGGGGAUGCAAGGCGAUCUACGCCUCCGGAGGCGCGACGUGCGUGCUGCUGCGGGACGCGAUGACUAGAGCUCCGGUGGUGAGGUUCUCGUCGGCGAAGAGAGCGGCGGAGCUGAAGUUCUUCCUCGAAGAUCCUCUCCAUUUUGAUGCGCUGUCGGUCGUUUUCAAUAAAUCGAGUAGAUUUGCGAGGCUCCAAAACAUUCAAUGUGCAAUUGCUGGGAAGAAUCUGUACAUAAGAUUCAGUUGCAGCACGGGUGAUGCCAUGGGAAUGAACAUGGUUUCGAAAGGGGUUCAAAAUGUUUUGGACUUCCUCCAGAAUGAUUUCCCAGAUAUGGAUGUCAUUGGUAUUUCUGGAAAUUACUGUUCUGACAAAAAACCAUCUGCAGUCAACUGGAUCGAAGGGCGUGGUAAAUCAGUUGUAUGUGAGGCUGUCAUCACCGGUGAUGUGGUGUCGAAGGUACUGAAAACAACUGUACCCUCCCUUGUCGAGCUCAACAUGCUCAAGAACCUCACCGGUUCUGCUGUUGCUGGCGCUCUUGGUGGCUUCAACGCACAUGCUGCAAACAUAGUCUCUGCAGUAUUCAUCGCCACUGGGCAGGACCCGGCUCAAAACAUUGAAAGUUCCCACUGCAUUACUAUGAUGGAGGCUAUCAAUGGCGGCAAGGAUCUUCAUAUUUCAGUGACAAUGCCAUCCAUUGAGGUUGGAACUGUCGGGGGAGGAACUCAACUUGCAUCGCAAUCUGCUUGCCUAAACCUUCUUGGUGUAAAGGGCGCAAAUAAAGAGUCUCCCGGAUCAAAUGCCCGGCUCCUGGCCACCAUUGUCGCUGGCGCUGUCUUGGCAGGAGAGCUCUCACUAAUGUCUGCCAUUUCAGCUGGCCAGCUCGUCAAGAGCCACAUGAAAUACAACCGAUCAAGCAGGGACAUCGCGAAGAUUGGGUCCUGAAACUGUUGGUGGUGUCGACAUAGAGGGGGUGGGUGGGAGUUUACAAUCAUGACGUGCCAGGAGAGACUGGUCGAUCACGGGCGUGCAACUUUAUGGAAUGGGACUCGACUUGCCUGAUGGGGCCAGCAAGUCUUGCGGAUUAUCCUUUCUCCUCGUUCCCGCCCCCCGUCUUCGUGUUUUUUUCUCAGUGAAUCGAAGCUUUGCCGUUGGCAGUAAUGGAGGCUUAUAUGUUUGUAGUGCAAUCUUUCUUUCAUCUUCUUCUUUUGUUUCUUCUUUGAUGUCUAGAAUCCAGAUCAUUGAAUGUGGACAUAAAGUUUGAAGCAUGUUUUGUAAUUAUGUUGUGACUCAUUGGACUUUUGAUUAAGUGGUAGGGUCUCAAUUGUGACA
Molecule: messenger RNA, 2131 nt
Organism: Salvia splendens (bonfire salvia)
Lineage: Eukaryota; Viridiplantae; Streptophyta; Magnoliopsida; Lamiales; Lamiaceae
Product: 3-hydroxy-3-methylglutaryl coenzyme A reductase 1
Exons: 4
Coding region: 92-1744 (550 amino acids)
Biological process (GO): coenzyme A metabolic process; sterol biosynthetic process; isoprenoid biosynthetic process
Cellular component (GO): endoplasmic reticulum membrane; peroxisomal membrane
Molecular function (GO): hydroxymethylglutaryl-CoA reductase (NADPH) activity; protein binding
Source: RefSeq, a predicted model, not a curated record